GCCAGUCAUUUAUAAAUUGCCCUCCGCUCGUUAUCGUCCCCAAAACCUGUCCUUUGCCCUCGCCCAUACCCCGCACUGACGUCGUCACAAACAUCAUCUCCGUACUUCCAUAGAACUCAACCCACCAUAUUCAAAAUGCCGAUGACCGUGACUGUACCCGCCUUCAACGCUGCGCACGCUGUACCCAUGGUGUCCUCACCGCUCGCGUCGCCGACGUCGCCCACAUCCUCUUUCCACCAGCUGCGACCACAGCCUCGACGCACCCCUUCAUUCCCCACCGCACGCCCAUUGCGGCCAUUCGCGUCCAUUAACAACACCGCCAACUCUUCGAAGAAGAGUGUCAAACUCAUUGAACCACCAAAGGGCUUCGGUGGCACCUUUGUCCUUGAUCUCACCCAGGCGGAGUUCAGCAGGCAGGACUAGUGCGGAACGCCCCUCCCGCCCUACACCUCUAUCUUGCAGCGCCAUUGCCCUCCACCCCUAUGUCACUUUCGUCUCCCAGCAUCAUUUCCAUUGGAUGCACCCAUCCACUCUUCAUCCGCAUUCGCAUCAUCUCGUCCCGCUCGACGCACCCGCUCAUCACCGAAUCGAGCCACCACAGUUAUCCCGUGGUCAUCACCUCUACCAACUCGGUGUUCCUCGCCCUCUUAUCUAUCCUGUUCACGGCUCGUGGAACUCUCUCUCGCAACUCUCACUGUAUUAGCCUACUGUACAGUAUUCAUUUUAAACAUUUCCGGAUAUGUUUCUUCUCUUUGGGUGUCUUUGUGGUUGAUGUUGGGUUGAAGGCUUUUGAAGUAGAGUCGUUCUUAACCAGUAACUUCUUAUCAGUCUGCUAUAGUCCGCUCGUACAUUUGUCUGUCCAUCAGUCCGUAUCCCUCAGCCCUUCAAAAUGCCACACACGCUAUCAUUAUCCCUCACGCUACGCCGUCUCUCCUAUCCUCGAAUGCUGGACUCCAGUAGUUCACAUCUUUUCUCGUCUCCUCGCAUAUCGUUCGUACAGUACUCCUGUUUGACUUCGUUCGGUUGUACUCGUAUAUGCACCCCCUUCAGUUCCUCGGUUUGUCGUUCCCCGGUUCGUACCUAUGCACCGUCGUCAUUCUGGGAAUCUUGAUGUCACAUUCCUGGCUAUGACAUUAUGGUGUACCGCCUACGGACUGCGCAGAGCACUGCAAUGCAUACGCCACCGAUAUU
Molecule: messenger RNA, 1191 nt
Organism: Stereum hirsutum FP-91666 SS1
Lineage: Eukaryota; Fungi; Basidiomycota; Agaricomycetes; Russulales; Stereaceae
Exons: 2
Coding region: 136-423 (95 amino acids)
Source: RefSeq, a predicted model, not a curated record